UCCGCUUCCGCCGUCCGACGUCUCUCGUUACCGAGCGCCUAAUCGAUUGUGCCGAUUCUUACUUCGGACCUUUGCUAAACACCGCCGUAGCAUCAUACCCUGCUCUACUCCUAGGGUCCCCGGCAUGCACUUAUGAGUUGAAUCCGCGUCGCUGUUCCCCCGCUCGCAGCUCGCGCAUCCGCUUUCACCUCCACUCGCCUCCUGCCCGAGCUCCGUAUCGGCUCCCCCGUGCCGGAGCUCUCGCCCCGUCUCUGCGAUGCCAGUGCCGCAGCACGUCCUGAACUGGCUUUACAGUAUCUUGACAAGCGAAUACCACGAUGUGAACCGCACCUACAACGAUGUAGCCCAGGCGCUGUCCCACUACCCAUCUCUGUCACCGCGCACCGACGUUCACACUUACGAUAAUGGCUCGUCAGCCCUUCUUCUCCGCCUAUCUGGCACUAUACCCGUCAUAUUCAGAGGCACCACAUACCGCUUCCCUAUAUCCGUCUGGGUUCCUCAUGCCUACCCAAGAGAAGCUCCGUUGGUCUAUGUCACUCCAACAGAGUCCAUGAUGGUGCGCCCUGGUCAGCAUGUAGAUCCUCAGGGUCAGGUCUAUCACCCAUAUCUCGUAGGCUGGGCCGCCUUCUGGGAUAAAUCCACGAUUCUCGACUUUCUGGCCAUCUUGAGAGAUGUCUUCGCCAAGGAGCCACCAGUCAUUGCUCGGCCGCAAGGCUCACAGCAACCACCACCCCCCGCGGCAUCACGCCCACCGCAGUCCCACGCCCAAACACCACCCCCUAUCCCGCCUCUUCCACAUGAGUUGGCAGCUCGUCCGUCAAGCCGCCCACCUACGCAAACGCCUACAGAUGCAUCGCGGCCUCCGCCUCCGCCGCCCAAAACAUCAGGCACUGAACCAUACAGAAGCCCGCCACCGCCAAUAGAUGCCAGACACGGCCCCCCUCUCCCACCUCUACCCUCUGGCGCCGCUCGUCAAAGCAUCCAUGGAGACCUCAAUACCCAAGUGUCGAAUCGUCCACAAAGCCAAGCGACCUCUCGUUACGACUCAGCACCGCCGCUACCACCCGUGCCAUCCUCUCAUCCACAGCCGCCGCCCCCCGUCUCGUCUCCACACCAUACUGGAGAGACUGCACAACAACAGCAAUUCCAUGCGGGACAUCCUCCUCAAUCUGUUACUCCCCGUCAUUCGGCCGUCCUUCCGCCUUUCCAGCAACCGCCUCAACAAUAUGGAGGACCACCUCCAGGUUGGCAACCGGCCGGGCAGUAUCAAGGACCACCGCCGCCGCAUCAACUACAGCAGCACCCGCCGCCACAACAGCAGGUUGCAAAGCCUGUGCCGCCGCCAGAUUUGCUCGAUGAACCUCUCACACUAAGCAUACCUUCGCCAUCGUCCGUUCCCGCGCCGCCGAUUCCUCCGAACCCGGAAAAGGACGCUUUACUUCACCAACUGGCACAAACGCUUCACUCCCUUCGCCAACGUAGCAGACAGCAGAAUGACUCCAGCAUGGCAGGCUUGCAGGCGCAACGUACAGCUAUGAUAUCUGCCUUCUCGACACUUCAGUCGGAGAUGGGGACACUUAAUCAAACGUCAGGGUUGCUUCAGUCCAACGCUAAUAUUCUGGUCGACGCGCUGCGAAAGGCCGACUCUGUUAUAGAGGGAUCAACACGGCAAACUGCGCCUGACAUUGACGAGCUUCUGGUAGCGCCCACAGUCGUCGCUAACCAGUUAUACGCUUUGGUGGCCGAAGAGAAGGCCAUUGGGGACACCAUUUUUGUCUUGGGCCGAGCCGUGGAACGCGGAAGGAUAUCACCCGCAGUAUUUGCUAAGACGACUCGUUCCCUUGCUCGGGAGUGGUAUCUCAAGAAAGCUCUGGUUCGCAAAAUUGGAAAGGGGAUGGGGCUAACAGCCUAGUCGAGUAGAAUCGUAACGCUCUAAUAUUAUGAGGUUUCAGUACACUAAGUACUUUGGCAGACCAAGA
Colletotrichum phormii is the source of this 1979-nucleotide messenger RNA. RefSeq names its product UEV domain-containing protein. The record is from RefSeq and is a predicted model, not a curated record. The transcript has 4 exons. Gene Ontology annotation, biological process: protein modification process; protein transport; endosome to lysosome transport. NCBI's taxonomy places the organism in Eukaryota, Fungi, Ascomycota, Sordariomycetes, Glomerellales, Glomerellaceae. Gene Ontology annotation, molecular function: ubiquitin binding. Gene Ontology annotation, cellular component: ESCRT I complex. The coding region runs from base 257 to 1912 and encodes 551 amino acids.